Messenger RNA from Humulus lupulus (European hop), 2003 nucleotides. Its product is annotated as F-box/kelch-repeat protein At5g60570. Gene Ontology annotation, molecular function: protein binding. The coding region runs from base 561 to 1724 and encodes 387 amino acids. The transcript is spliced from 2 exons. NCBI's taxonomy places the organism in Eukaryota, Viridiplantae, Streptophyta, Magnoliopsida, Rosales, Cannabaceae. Gene Ontology annotation, cellular component: nucleus. The record is from RefSeq and is a predicted model, not a curated record.
CAGCCUUGUCUUGGUGUCUAUCUCAGUUUUCAUUUUUUACAAACUCUCUCUGCCUUGUCUUUCUCGCCGGCGUCGGCGACAUGCUCGAUGCAAAUUUUUUUCUGGCUAGAGUCUCCGGUGCACCGAGAAUGAGAUCGGACCUUUCAACCAUACAGUACGAAAAGCUGUUUGGAUAGCUGGAAAUCGACGGAGAAAGUUUCCGGUAUUUCUCGGUAAUUCGGUAGUCUAAAAUCAUUUUGAAACAGUGAUUUUUGUUUUGUAUUUCUUUUGUCGGAGAUGGUCUGAUAUACGAAAAACUGAUCUUAUUGUGAUAUUCGGGAGUUUUGGAGUCCGAAGUUUGUCAUGGAUUUUGUCCACCAAAAUUUAUAGGGAAAAUAAUAGAUUAAUGGAAAUUGAUUGUGUGCAAAAAUCAGAAUUUGCUUUCUGAGAAUUUGGUGUUGCUUGGUUCAGGAUAAGUGGCAUUCUUAUUCGUAUGAACCUCUUUUUGAAGAUUGUUUUUUUCGGUAGGAGGUUUGGUUGAUUUUGUAAAGGGAAGGGUAUACUUUUAAAGAUUUGUUAACAUGACAGAGAUACCAAACAGGAAUUCUUUGAUGAUUGAGGAGGAAAGAGAAGUAAAUACUAAUCAUAAUGUGAGGUGGGAGGGUAGAAUGAAUGAUGGUCGUCUUAGAUUUGGAUCAAGUGAUUCAUUUCUCCCUGGUCUUGUUGAUGAUGUGGCACUGAAUUGCCUUGCUUGGGCUUGUAGAUCGGAUUAUGCUUCAUUAGCAUGCAUUAAUAGAAAGUAUAGUACGUUAAUUAAAAGCGGGUAUCUGUAUGGGUUGAGGAAACAACUGGGAAUUGUGGAGCACUGGGUGUAUCUGGUUUGUGAUCCGAGAGGUUGGGAGGCAUUUGAUUUGUCGAAAAAGAAAUGGAUCACAUUACCUAGAAUACCUUGUGAUGAGUGUUUCAACCACGCAGAUAAGGAGUCUCUGUCUGUGGGUAGUCAGUUGUUGGUCUUUGGUCGUGAAAUGUUGGAUUUUGCUAUUUGGAAAUACAGUUUGAUACUUCGCAGUUGGGUUAAAUGCCAGGGAAUGAACCGCCCUCGCUGUCUGUUUGGGUCUGGUAGCCUUGGUUCAAUUGCCAUUGUUGCAGGGGGGAGUGACAAAAAUGGAAAUGUCUUCAAGUCAGCAGAGCUAUAUGAUUCCACAACAGGUGAGUGGGAAAUGCUACCAAACAUGAAAACGCCACGUAGAUUGUGCUCAGGAUUUUUCAUGGAUGGAAAAUUUUAUGUGAUUGGUGGGAUGUCAAGUCCCACUGUUUCAUUGACUUGUGGAGAGGAGUAUGAUCUUGAGACAAAAGAGUGGAGGAAGAUAGAGAAUAUGUACCCACUAGCAAAUAGGGCUCCUCAGGCACCUCCUCUUGUAGCAGUUGUGAGUAACCAGUUGUAUGCAGUUGAGCAUCUCACCAACAUGGUGAAAAAGUAUGACAAGGUUAAUAACACCUGGCAUGUUUUGGGAAGGCUUCCGGUGAGGGCUGAUUCUGCAAAUGGCUGGGGACUGGCUUUCAAGGCUUGUGGGGAGGAACUUCUGGUUGUGGGUGGGCAAAGAGGUCCCGAAGGUGAAAGCAUUGUGCUCAAUGCUUGGCACCCAGCUUCAGGUGUCAGGGAUGGCGUUUUGGAUUGGAAGAUUCAAGGUGUGAAGGAACAUGGUGGUGUCUUUGUAUUCAACUGUGCAGUUAUGGGUUGUUGAAGAUUCUUUUUUUUUAAAGAUUAACACAAAAGAAGGAACCAGUUUCUGCAAUCUGACCUGGCCCUUUUGGGUUCUAUCCUGUGUAUUGGAUUGACUAGAAUUAAUUGUUGAUGAAAUAGUGUUUCUCUGAUUGGGAAUUUGGUUUCCUUUUCUUAACAUUCCUGUAUUGCAUCUGUUUCUUUCUUUGCAUCCUACAUAAGAUUUGCUUUCCAGGAAAUCGAAAUAGGGUCACUCUUGUAAUUUUGUGCUUUUCUUUUAUAUAUUUCGAGUUGCUUCUUA